This is a messenger RNA of Mirounga angustirostris (Northern elephant seal), 2946 nucleotides long. It is a transcript of the gene CCNG2, whose product is annotated as cyclin G2. Gene Ontology annotation, cellular component: cytoplasm; nucleus; cyclin-dependent protein kinase holoenzyme complex. Bases 616 to 1647 code for a protein of 343 amino acids. Lineage: Eukaryota; Metazoa; Chordata; Mammalia; Carnivora; Phocidae. The record is from RefSeq and is a predicted model, not a curated record. Gene Ontology annotation, biological process: mitotic cell cycle phase transition; regulation of cyclin-dependent protein serine/threonine kinase activity. The transcript is spliced from 9 exons. Gene Ontology annotation, molecular function: cyclin-dependent protein serine/threonine kinase regulator activity.
ACUCAAAACAAAAACAAGGGGUUUGCUUCGGCCUCCGCUGUGGAGGCAGCGGUGCCGGCAGAGGGGCAGGGUUCGAGGGGCCGGCGCUGCGCCCCAGCUGGAGGGUGGGCGCCCAGGGAGCGAGAUGAAGCUCGGGCUGUGAGGCCGAGGAGGCGGCGGCAGGGGGGGAAGGGUCCGAUGCCUGUCCGGGGGCACCGCUGAGGCGGCGGGUCCCUGACCUCCGGAGACAGGUUCGGACGUCCCCGCCGCGCCCAGUCCUCACUGGGCCGUGACGCCGCGGGCUGGUGGAGGCGCGUCUCCGGCACGCGCCCACCCCAAGACCCACUGCCGUAGCUGCCCCGGGAGCUUUCUGCGGGGAGAAGCCCCUCCGCACAGGGCUUCAGGUGGGGCGGCCGUGCGGACACCGCCGCCCCGGGACAGUUUCCUGUUUGUGAAACGGCCAGGAGGCCGGGGCCGGCCGGUCUGACCCAGCGCUGGCCGGCGGACCAGACCGCGGCCCCUCCUCCUGCCACACCUCCCUGGAGGUGGGGGAGGAUUGCGCUGGGCUUCUGGAGGACGUGACUGAUCCCCUCACCCGCUGCCCGCCGGGGUGUGCUGGGGCGCCUCUCGCUGGAGAUGAAGGAUUUGGGGGCAGAGUAUUUGGCGGGUCGUGAAGGGGUCCAGCUCUUCGGAUUGUUGAACCUCUAUCUAGAACAGGAACAGAGAUUCCAACCUCGAGAAAAAGGGCUAAGCUUGAUCGAGGCUACCCCGGAGGAUGAUAACACUUUGUGUCCAAGAUUGAGAAAUGCCAAAGUAGAAGAUUUAAGGAGUUUAACCAACUUUUUUGGAUCUUGCACUGAAACUUUUGUUCUGGCUGUCAAUAUUUUAGAUAGAUUCUUGGCUCUUAUGAAGGUGAAACCUAAACAUUUGUCUUGCAUUGGAGUCUGUUGUUUUUUGCUGGCUGCUAGGAUAGUUGAAGAAGAAUGCAAUAUUCCAUCCACCCAUGAUGUAAUCCGGAUUAGUCAAUGUAAAUGUACUGCUUCUGACAUAAAACGGAUGGAAAAAAUAAUUUCAGAAAAAUUGCACUAUGAAUUGGAAGCAACUACUGCCUUAAACUUUUUGCACUUAUACCAUACCAUUGUACUUUGUCAUACAUCAGAAAGGAAAGAAAUACUGAGUCUAGAUAAACUAGAAGCUCAGCUGAAAGCUUGCAACUGCCGACUUAUUUUUUCAAAGGCAAAACCAUCUGUGUUAGCUUUGUGCCUUCUCAAUUUGGAAGUAGAAACUUUGAAAUCCAUUGAAUUACUGGAAAUUCUUCUGCUUGUUAAAAAACAUUCCAAGGUUAAUGACACCGAGUUCAUUUAUUGGAGGGAGUUAGUUUCUAAAUGCCUAGCCGAAUAUUCUUCUCCUGAAUGUUGCAAACCAGAUCUUAAGAAAUUGGUUUGGAUUGUUUCAAGGCGCACAGCCCAGAACCUCCACAACAGCUACUACAGUGUUCCUGAGCUGCCAACGAUACCAGAGGGGGGUUGUUUUGAUGAAAGUGAAAGUGAGGACUCUUGUGAAGAUAUGAGUUGUGAAGAGAGUCUCAGCAGCUCUCCUUCCAGUGAUCAAGAGUGCACUUUCUUUUUCAACUUCAAAGUGGCACAGACACUGUGCUUUCCAUCUUAGAAAUCUAAUUGUUCUGUGUCAGAAUUUAAAGUGUGUGUACAAGUUUCAAAGCAAUAAAUGGAGUAGGUAGUUUCUGGUCCAUCCCCCACCUAGGCAGAAAUUGCAUAGACUGGAAUACCUACCUUCUAUUUAUUAUUCAGAUCAGAUCUGGCCUAUUUUCAUAUUUAAUCCUAAGCCAUCAAAUGGGUUAGUGCCUCUUAAACGAUUAACAAUGUUUUACACAUUGGCACUUUAUUUUUCUCAUUGAUCUUUAGCUACUUGGGGGAGGAGGGAAGGUGCUGAUACCUUCAAUUUGUUACUUUUCAAGAAGAUUUUUAAAGAUGAGUAGUGUAGCUUAAACUUUUUAUAAAGCCUUCACCUGUCUUUAUUUAAACAGAUUGGGAGUGUACAAGUGCUUCCUUAGCAGGGACCGUGGAUAACCCUUUAAUGGCUUAUCAUAGAUCUCCCCUACUUCCCAGUCUCAGAACAGAGAAUAUACUCUUCAUUGUCAUACACCUUUUUGUUUUGUUGUUUUUUAAAUGAUUACUUACUCUCUGAUGCAGACUCUAUAAACUUAGAAAUUAUAAUAGUGACAUUUCUGUGAAUUUUAGUAUGUAAUGUGUUAAUUGAAGUUUCUGCUAAAGCAGAAAUACUCGACAGGCUAUGGUUGUUAGAUAGUUGCAUUUUUAAUGCCUAAGUAUUGUCAGGCUAUAGUAUUAUUUUAAUGUUAUUAAAACAAUCCAUAAUCUGUUAGUUAUGCAUGCACCUGUAUGAAAGCAGUGCAGGAAGUUGAAGAGAACUAGGUAACUGUGGAAUUGAUAAAUGUUGAUCUAGUAGCAUAUUUUAUUUCUUAUAUUCAAAAAGUCUGCAUGAUUAUGUUUAUUUCCUUUGUAAUUCACAUUUCAAAAAUAAUAUUAGUAUAUGGGUGCCAAGACUGAACAUGAAGUUAAAAAAAAAAAAGUGUUUGUAGUGUUCUAGUUUUGAGCAUAUCUGUGUGGUGGUACAGCCAUAAGAAUAGGGAUUUACAAACUCUGUACACAUGAGAUUUUGUACAGAGAAUUUUUUUUAACUUUAUAAAUUGUAUAUGAAAAUGUAAAUCUUAAAAAAUGUACAUAAAAAUGCUGUAUUUUUUUACCUUGUGUGUGUGGUAGUCUAGUCAUUGCAUGUAAAUAUAAUUUAUUGUGUAUUCUGUAUUAUAAAUCAUACAUUGAUGACUUACUUUUUGAAUGGUAAGUCAGCAUCCGUUGGAUGUUUUCUGAAGUGGAUCUUUUUGAAGUAAUAAUAGAUUGCAACUCAAAAUAAAGAUAUUAAUGAAUUACA